CUCAAGGGCUUCUUUCUCACACUCCCCCUCAAAACAAAAGCCUAUCUCUCUCUCUCUCUCUCUCUCUCUCUCUCUCAAAUCUCCAGUUCACCAAUCUCGAUCGGUCGAUCAAUUCAAUUUCACAAUCGCAAUGACACAUUUCUCUUCACUCGUCUCCAAUCAAAUCCGGUUCUUGUUGCAGAGCCUCAACGAUUCCAAUUCCGACUCAGUUUUUUGAAUAUGGAUGCGAGGGUAGUAUAUUGCUGCUUCAAACCUGCUUGGAUCAUAUAAAUUUUCGUGAGGGAGACGUGCACAACGUGCAGCUUAAGCCAGAUUUAGUAGCUGCAAUCUUUAGAUAUUUACUGCAAUGGCCAAAUUUUAGUAGACCAUGGUGAUAAGUGAACAACUUCUCACGGAUUUUUGUGAUGAAUUACACUUGUGGGUGUUUGAAAAAAUUGGAAUUGGCCUUGCUUUGGCUGACUCCGAGAAUGUUGAGAUCAGGACAAGUGGCCAAAACUUCUGCAUGGGCCAGAUUGAGGAGUUGUGGAGAAAUUCUGCUGUUAUAGAUUCUUCCGAGCAAAUUCAAAAUAUUAUUAUGUUUUUGAUUCGCUCAGAAGGCCUUUCUAAGCAUGUUGACUCAUUUAUGCAACUACUGUCUUUGAUGGAGCCAAAGGAGAGGACUCCACUAAUAUUAGCCCUAUUGCUUUCUGAUGAUUUCUAUGAUGCCAGGAAUACGGAGAUAUUCUAUGGUUGCAGAGAAAAUGAGUUUGAUGCCAUUUUAGCGGAGAUGGUGAGUGAAACCAGCAUGGCUGAUAUUAUGUCUGAACUGGGCAAUGGAUGCACUGUUGACGCUUCGCAUUGCAAUGAGGUGUUAUCUCUCUUCUUGCCUCUCACUGAAGCCACAGUUUCUAGAAUACUUGGCACAAUUACUCGCACCCAUACUGGUCUUGAGGACAACCAGAAUUGUUGUUUAACACUCUACUCUGCCAUUGGUAGCAGUGCCACAUGUGAGGCAUCAUGCCUGAGCUCUUGGAAUGUUCAUGUCCUUGUGGAUUUGAUUAAGCAACUUGCUCCUAACAUCAACUGGAUAAAUGUUGUGGAGAAUCUGGACCAUGAGAGUUUUUACAUUCCCAGUGAGCAAGCAUGUUUUCUUUUCAUGUCCAUUUAUCUUCGUGCAUGUCAGGAUCCCUUUCCGCUGCAUGCCAUAUGCAGGUCUGUCUGGAAGAAUGUUGAUGGUCAAUUAUCUUUUCUCAGAUAUGCUGUAUCAGCAUCACCAGAAAUAUUUACAUUUUCUUAUUCUGCUAGGAAACUGAAUUUGUUUUUCUGUGGGCAUGUGCUAAUGGAUGGAAAGUUAAUGAGGUUCCACAUGGACUUGCAAACCAUGCAUGGUUAUCUCUUGACCUUCUGGAGGUGCUGUGUCAGCUAGCUGAAAGGGGCCAGGCUAAAUAUGUUCGACAGAUUCUGGAGUUACCUCUUAAACAAUGCCCUGAGCUUUUGUUGCUUGGGAUUGCCCAGAUUAAUACUCCCUAUAAUCUGCUCCAAUGGGAAGUGUUUUCCACUGUUUUUCCCAUCAUAGUUGGUGAUGCUGCUGGAAGUGGUAUCAUGCUUCAGCUUUGGCAAUCUAAUACCAAGCUUGUGUUGCGAGGAUUCAUUGAUACGAUGAAAACAGAUCAAGGCAACAUU
Molecule: messenger RNA, 1662 nt
Organism: Camellia sinensis
Lineage: Eukaryota; Viridiplantae; Streptophyta; Magnoliopsida; Ericales; Theaceae
Source: RefSeq, a predicted model, not a curated record